AAGUUGUUGAAGCAGCUUGCUCUGCAGAGUUGCGCUGGCGUGCAUACUAAUAGGUGGACAGAGGCGGCUGGUGCUGGCGUUCCUUGGCAAUUGCAGGUACUUCGGGUGUGCCAUCAUGUAUCUGAACAGACUUACGGGGGACCUCAUCCCAGUGUCCCCAGAGAGCAGCCGCAAGUCAGAGGACUCCGGGUCAGCGCGGCAUUCGGAAGACUCGGUCGGCACGGGGAGUCGGUUCUCAGGUCUCUCUAUGGAUGAGAGGAGGUUUUCGGUGGACAGAAUGGCGGAGAAGAAGAAAGAUGUGUUGGCGGACUCUGCGCAAUUGCCGAUGGAGUCUCUGAACCUGCAAACCACCCGGCAGGAACCUAGUGCACCAAUCGGUAGUCCCCCCUCUUGGCAAAGUGACAAGGAGCCCCGUGCUCCGAGGGCCGCUUUCAAACCUCAAGACUUCAAGAUUGGAAAGCUUCUGGGGCUUGGCUCUUACUCAAAAGUGGCUCAAGCAACACUCAUUGCUACUGGUCAGGAGUACGCCCUGAAAGUCAUGGAUAAAGGACACAUAAUCAGGGAGAGGAAGAUUCUCCAAACAAAGCGGGAACGAAACAUCUUGGACCGACUGGGGCACCCUGGGGUCGUCCGCCUGUGCUUCACAUUCCAAGACCAGCAGUCAUUGUACAUGGGCCUGGAGCUGUGCCCCGGGGGAGAGUUGUUUGACCAGAUCAAAAGGCGCGGCAAGCUGCCCCUCGAAAGCGCGCGCUUCUACGCAGCUGAGGUGGUGGACUGUCUGGAGCACAUCCACAGUGAAGGAGUCAUUCACAGAGACCUCAAGCCCGAGAAUCUGCUCUUCACAGCGGACGGCCACCUGAAGCUGGGCGACUUCGGCAGUGCAAUCUUUGUAGAUGAGGGAGCCUACAUCACAGCCCCAGGCGACGAGAGGAAGGGCUCGUUUGUGGGGACUGCCGAGUACGUUUCUCCUGAGAUGCUCAACAGCAAGCACGUCGCUGCCAGUACCGACUACUGGGCCCUAGGUUGCCUUAUCUUCCAAAUGCUCACGGGCGUGUCGACCUUCAAGGCCGCAAGCGAGUACCUGUGCUUUCAGCGCAUCUUGCAACGGGACAUUGUUUGGCCGCCCGACAUGCCGAACGCAGCAAUGGACUUGAUUGACGGCUUGCUGGACAUGAACCCCAAGACGCGCUUGGGCUCCGAUCCCGCCCGCCUGGCGGCCCUCAAGGCCCACCCCUUCUUCGCGGGCGUUGACUGGAGCAACGUCCGGGGACACCGUGCGCCGCCGUUGCUGCCAGCACCCGCGUUGGAAGAAGAGGACGAUGAUGGAGAGAAGGCUUUCAAGUCUGCAACUGGAAGAGGUUGGCAACGGACGACAGGUGGGACGAUUUCAACUGAACGGCCCGUGCCCGUUCUCAGCGCUCCGGCCGGCGCCUUUCGAAGACUAGUUCUGCUUGAUCCGCAUCCACAUCGGAACUUCCAAAUCAGAAACGCUAUCGCUGACGAUGGGGACUGGGACUGCGCGCACAUGGGAGGCACUCUAGAGAGCUUCAAAUUACCGACCGCUCAGUCGAUGUUGCCGCCAGAGACGUCAGAGUCUAGUCGUGACGACCUGGAAAUCUGGGAGCGGUUCCUGCUGCCAGGCGAGAGGAUUGCGUUCACGACGCUCGUGAAAAAGCACAAAGGAUUUUCCUCCAAGAAGCGUCAGUUGCUGCUGACCAACACCCCGCGCCUGCUGUACAUGGACCCCGUCAAAAUGGUGUUAAUGGGCACCAUUCCCUGGACGUCCGAACUGAGCGUCCGAGUGGAGAGCCCGUGCAACUUCAAUAUCUGGACGCCUGGACGUACUUACGUCCUCCAAGAUCUACAUGGGCUGGCGUGGCAGUGGAAGGCAGAGAUUGAGGCCUUGCAAUGA
Molecule: messenger RNA, 1912 nt
Organism: Klebsormidium nitens
Lineage: Eukaryota; Viridiplantae; Streptophyta; Klebsormidiophyceae; Klebsormidiales; Klebsormidiaceae
Source: the annotation of a GenBank genome assembly